UCAUUAGUGAACCUUGAAUCGUUGAUAGGUAGACUAUUGGAAACACUAAAAAUGUUAAAUCGAAAGGUUUUUGUACUUCUUUUCAUUGGAGUUUUGUUCUGUGAGCUCCUAAUUUCAAGCGUGGAAGCAGGAGGGAAGGAGUCUACAUCCAAAUCAAAAGGUGCUCCAAGUGGUGUGAAAUCCAAGUUGAAAAAUGCUAUCAAAUCAAGUCAAAAACCAGCUUCUAAAGUUGCUGGCAAGCUACGUGAAUAUGCCGACAAUGUAAAACAAGAAUAUAAUAGAGAAAUUACCGAUGAGGAGGUAGAAGCACGCCAUGCAUCGCACUCCCCGGCAGAUAAUUUUGGAAGAGCUCAAUACGAUUACAUCUUUGGCGAAGCUGAUCGUAUUACUGCUGCUUACACUGGACAAGAUGUAGUUCAUCCUUACGAUUAUUAUCAAGGAGAUGGAUAUGCUUCGGGCAAAAAACCACAGUACUUGAAAGAUUAUGACGAUUAUGUGAAACAAUUAAACCUACAAGAACAUGAUUAAUAACUGUCGUCGUCAUUGAAUAAUUUAUUCAGCCAAGAAUUUAACUGAAUUUAUUUGAAUGAGUAAUUGUUUAUAAAAAUGAAAUUGAGGUCGUAAUUCUACUGUAAAAUUCCUUAACCCUCGAAAUUAUUGCAAUUAAAAUAAUUUACUAUUCAGAAGCAAA
Contarinia nasturtii (swede midge) is the source of this 691-nucleotide messenger RNA. RefSeq lists its product as uncharacterized. Lineage: Eukaryota; Metazoa; Arthropoda; Insecta; Diptera; Cecidomyiidae. The transcript has 3 exons. Bases 52 to 528 code for a protein of 158 amino acids. The record is from RefSeq and is a predicted model, not a curated record.